UAAGCCAUAUUGGCCUUGAAAAGCUUAGGCUCAGACAAGGUAGUACACAGUUUUAAUCCCAAGAGAUCUCUGAGUUCAAGGUCAGCCUGGGACAAAGCAAGUCCUAGAUCCAGGGGUGGUGGUACACACCUUUAUUCUGGGCCAUACCUUCUGCUGGAGACCCAUAUAAAAUAAGAAAAUUGGAAGAAGGAAGAUUCACUCUUCUCGCCUGCUUGCAUUGACUUGUCAGCUCAUCUGUUGGAACCUACAGAAGACCAGCUGAAACAACUAGCCUUGUGGGACUGAGCAACUACUAGAUUCUUGGACUUCCCAAUCAUAGCUGCCCAUCAUUGGGGUAGUUGGACCACAAACUGCAGGAAGCUAUGUGAAGGAAUCUUCUGAUGUCAUAAUUCUGGGUGUCACUGGAACAUUUGAUCACCAUUCCUUUGGCAAGUCUAGCCUUCUAUGGAAAGUCAGUAGAAGCAAUUGAUUUAUUCACCUCUACAGGAAUCAGACUUGGCCUAUUUUGGAUUUCAGUGAAUUAUGCCUUUUCGGUUUGGGACCCAGCCAAGGAGGUUUCCAGUGGAAGGAGGAGACUCUUCAAUUGAGCUAGAAUCAGGCCUGAGCUCCAGUGCUUCCUGUAACGGGAAAGAGACGUCACCCAAUAGGCAGCUCCGAAGAUGCCCUGGAAGUCAUUGCCUGACAAUUACUGAUGUUCCCAUCACUGUCUAUGCAACAAUGAGAAAGCCACCUGCACAAAGCAGCAAGGAAAUGCCUCCCAAGUAGCGUCCUUAAGUCUUCUGUGAGGGUUGACUAGGUCAAGGGCAAUGGGCCAGUAUCAUCUCAUGGUCUGCCUGGUAAACAAAUAAAGGUGGUGGCACUAAUUGGGUGAUGACAA
Molecule: messenger RNA, 877 nt
Organism: Grammomys surdaster
Lineage: Eukaryota; Metazoa; Chordata; Mammalia; Rodentia; Muridae
Gene: Fam229b
Product: family with sequence similarity 229 member B
Exons: 4
Coding region: 523-765 (80 amino acids)
Source: RefSeq, a predicted model, not a curated record